AUGAAUUUUUUAAAGUUUCUUUAUGGUGAAUCAUCUAAAUAAGAAGUUAAUUAGAAGUUGUAAAAACAUAUAAUUUAUUCAAAUGAUGAUGAAUAUUAAGGUGAGGUUUUGAAUGAUAAACGUCAUGGUAAAGGAACAUAUAAAUUUGCGUCAGGAAAUCGUUAUGAAGGAUAAUGGAAGAAUCACUAAAAACAUGGAAAAGGUAAGCUUUACUAUAAAAAUGGGGAAUUAUAUAUAGGAGAUUGGGUUGAGAAUAAGAAAUGUGGAGAAGGAAUGCAUUUUUAUAUAAAUGGUGAUAGAUAUGUAGGAGAAUGGAAAGAUGAUUAGAGAGAUGGUACAGGAACUUUAUAUUAAGCAGAUUAAAAUAUAUUCUAUGGUAUAAGAAGAUAGAUUAUACAGGAUAGUUUAGAAUGAAUAAAAAGUAUGGAACUGGUUAUUACUUUAAUACUCGUGAGAAGAAAUAUUACAAAUAGCAUCAUGAAUCAGACAAUAUAUUAGAUAGUGUAUAAAUUGAAGAGGUGCCAACAUUUGUGCUUGAAAAAUUCCAUAUUAAACCAGAAAGAAGCCAUAUAGAAGGAGAGAAGAGUGAGGAUUGUGUCAUUAAAAUAGAAGCUAGUCCUACUAUUUAAAAUGAUAGUGAUAAAUAAAAAGAUUUAUAACCUAGUGGAUAAAGUGGUUAAGGUGAAUCUGAUCCAUUAUUAAAAGAAGAAGGUAAAUCAUAGUUAAAUUCACUUGGAAAUUCAUAAUAACAUGGUUUUUUGAGUUUAUAAGUAUUAGAAAAAAUUGAAGAGUUUGAAAGUUAAAAAAAUAGUAAAAUUAUUCAAAUAUAUUAAAUAUAUAGUGUAGGAAUGGUAAUUAGAAGAAGUAUGCAUUUGGUUAGAUUCUUUAGGAUUAGGUGAAUAUAAAGAUGAAUUUUAAAAAAAUUAGAUGACAGGCAAAACUUUAUAUGCAUUAACAGAUAAUGAUCUAAAAUCAGAUUUAGGAAUAUCAGUCUUGGGACAUAGAAAAUAAAUUUUAUAGUCUAUUGAAGAAUAUAAAAAAUAUUAUGUUAAAUUUAUGGGAGGCAAAGUUAGAUUAAAGAAACCUUUGGAAUCAUUAGAAGAUAGAAAAGGAUUAUAUAAUUCAAUUGAAUAAUAAAGGUUUAAAAGUAUCUUUUCUUAUAUGGAAAAAAUUGAAGAAGAAUAAAAUGAGCAUCAUGAUAAUAAUAAAAGUGGAUCAAGUAGUGAUUCACCUAGUGGACAUAAAAGAAAAAAAUAUAAUAAAGAUAUUCCUAAAUCACCUACUAGAUCAAUAUCAAAUGAUUCUGAUUAAGGAAAUUUAAGUGAUAAUAACAAAUCUAUGAGGCUAAAAAGAUAAAAAAGUAAAAGAAGCAAAUAAUAGAGAAAAUAAACUAUGGAUUUGUAAAAAUCAGGAGAAUCUGCUGAUGAUGAAGAUGGUAAAUAACAUCUUACUUCCCCAAUUUGUAUUUGAUAUUUAAUUAUCCUAGAAUCUCCAAAUAAAGCUAGUAAUAAUGUAAGUGAUUAAAAGAUAGAGAUUUUAGUAUUAAAUGAAUGUUUAAAUGUUGUAGAAGAGAAUAAGGAGAGAGAGACAUAAGAAAUGAAUUAAUUAUCUAGAUAAUAAUCAACAAAUAAGUAAUAAGAAAUAUCAGAAUUCUAAUAAUCAAAAAGUCCACCUUAAAUAAAUAUCAACAAUGAAGAGAAUAUUCAUUAAAUAGAGAAAUUAUUAACAAUAAAUACUUAGUUAUAACGUUAAAAAUCUGAAUUAAAUGGUAAUCGACAUUAAGAUUAAGAUUCAUCAAGUUAAGAAUCUGAUGUAUCUGGUAAUUAUUCAAGUUCAGAAUCAUCAGAUGAAGAAAAAUAUAAAAAUUAAAAGAAAUCAAGAAGAUUUCGAGAAUAGAAUAAGAAAGAGAAAUAAUGUGAUAAUACAUAAUAACAUCAUAUACCUAAAAAGUUAUUGUAAUUGUUUAGAGAAUUUGGAAUAAAUGAAAGAGUAUUGAUUGUAUUUAAUGAAUUAAUUAUUGGAUAAAUAAUAGGUGAAGGUGGUUAUGGUGUAGUACAUAAAGGUAAAUGGCUUGGUUAGGAUGUAGCUAUAAAAUCUUAUGGAAAAAGGAAAUCUUAAGGGAAUUUGAAAUAUAAAUUAUAAGUGGCUGAUUUCCUUAAAGAAGUUGAAGUGAUAUCAAAUUUACGUCAUCCAAAUAUAGUUUUGUAUAUGGGAGUGUGUAUAAGAAAAUAAAAUUAUUAUUUAAUCACAGAAUAUUUGGAAGAGGGUAGUCUGUUUGAUCAUUUACAUAAAAAGAAAACUCAUAUAGAUUAAAAAGCUUUAAUGUAAAUAGUAGAAGAUAUUGCAUUAGGAAUGAAUUAUCUUCAUGGUAGAAAGGUUAUGCAUUGUGAUCUUAAAUCUUCAAAUGUUCUUAUAGAUUAAAAUUGGAAUGUUAAAUUAUGUGAUUUUGGAUUAUCUAGAAUUAAUAAAAAAAUAGAUCAUAAAGUUAAAGGAGCAAGAAUAGGAACACCAAAUUGGAUGGCCCCAGAAAUUAUGAGAGGAGAACCAUAUUAAGAAAAAGCUGAUGUUUAUAGUUUUGGUAUGAUUCUUUGGGAAAUUAUUACAUAACUAAUACCAUAUGAAGGAUUAUCACAAACUUAAAUUAUAGGAUCUGUAGGAUAUGGAUAGGAUUAAGUUAUUAUACCAUCUAAUAGCAAUCCACCUAUACUAUCUUAAUUAGCUAAAAAAAGUUUAAAGAAAAAUCCAGAAGAAAGACCUACGUUUGCAGACAUUGUUAAUGAAAUUCAAAAAGGACAAAAAACUGAAGCUAAACUUAAAAGUAAUUAUUUCCUUUAUUUUUUAUAUAGAAUAAGCUAUUAGAUAACUUAUAGAUUUUUUUGAAUGAUCAGAAGAAUGAAAAACAUC
Paramecium sonneborni is the source of this 2904-nucleotide messenger RNA. NCBI's taxonomy places the organism in Eukaryota, Ciliophora, Oligohymenophorea, Peniculida, Parameciidae. The record is from the annotation of a GenBank genome assembly.